GAUUUUUAGAACUGACAAGGUCUAAAGGUUCCCAUAUCUCCUCAAGCGAGAAAGGCAGCGAGAAAGAAGCGAACGGCGGCAACUCUUGCGGAGAUUUUUUCCUUAGGGGGAAAGAAUAAGAAGCACAAUUAGUCCAGAUAGAUGAGAACUCUUCCUCAGUUCUUGCCAUUUGCCCUUUACAUAGUUCUUCUUUUAGUGCUUUCAUGGAAGGACAUAGCUGCUGCACAUGCGUCCUCGAGCAGACUCAUCAGGUUCCUUCCAGGUUUUGAUGGACCUCUGCCAUUUGAGUUGUACACUGGAUAUAUAAGUGUUGGGAUGAGAGAGGAGACCCACCUCUUCUAUUACUUCAUCAAGUCAGAGAACAGCCCGGCACAGGACCCCCUUCUGCUAUGGUUAACUGGAGGCCCCGGCUGUUCUGCAUUUAGUGGACUUGUGUUAGAAAUUGGACCGAUGAAGUUCGAGGAGAGAGAGUACAAUGGAAGUCUGCCUCGGCUGGUCCUCAAUCCUUACUCGUGGACCAAGGUUUCAAAUGUCAUAUUUUUGGAUGCACCUACUGGAACUGGCUUCUCUUAUUCCAACACCAAAGAAGAUUAUUUGACAGGAGACUUCAAAGCUAGCAAUGACAAUUACAUGUUCUUGGUGAAGUGGCUGCACCAAUUCCCGGAGUUUCGUUCAAAUCCAUUUUACGUUGCGGGAGAUUCAUACUCCGGCCGACCAAUUCCUUUUCUGGUCCAGCAAAUUGCCAAUGGAAACAGAGAAGGGUAUCAACCAUUCGUGAAUCUCGAGGGUUAUAUUCUCGGCAAUCCGUACACUGACCACAAAUUUGAUGGUUUGUUUGUGCCAUUUGCAUAUGGCAUGGGACUCAUUUCAGAAGAACUGUACAAGGAAGCUGAGCAAAGUUGUGGAGGAAGGUAUGACAUUGCAAGAAACGCCGAGUGCGCUAAGAACAUCUAUGCAGUCAAUCAGUGUGUGAAUGGGAUAAACACAAACAACAUCCUAGAGCCCAAUUGCCUUCUUUCAUUCAUCCCCAACAUGAGAAGAAGCUAUGGCGCGCAAAUAGAUUCUCAUCUAAUUUUGAGGCUGCCACAGUCCUUUGUUCCUUCGGUGCACUGCCGGGAACAAUAUUACUCUCUUUUGGAAUAUUGGGCAAACGAUGAGAGCGUGAGGGAUGCCUUGCACAUCCCAAAGGACACAAUAGAAGAAUGGGUGAGGUGCAACUGGAGUAUCAUCCAACGCAGCUAUCACAAAGAUGUGAAGAGUGCACUCAAGUAUCACAAGGAUCUUACAAGUAGAGGCUACCGUCUACUGGUUUAUAGCGGCGAUCAUGAUGCAGCGGUUCCGUUCGUCGGGACCCGGCGAUGGGUUGCUUCUUUGAAUUACACAGUCAAUGAUGCAUGGAGGUCUUGGUGGGUCGAUGGCCAAAUAGCAGGAUUCACGAUAAGCUAUGAUCAUGACGUCACAUUCGCAACUUUGAAGGGAGGAGGUCACACAGCUCCAGAGUACAAACCAAGGGAGUGUCUCGCCAUGGUGGAAAGAUGGCUUUCCCACAGCCGACUUUGACAGCCAUUAACUCUCAGCUGCCUCUGCUCUUCAAGUUGCUGUUGGCUGCUCAAAGCAAUUAUGAUAUUUGGAAUCUUAAUGUAAAAUAAAGAACUUGGUGAUGCAAAAAAGAUCACUUCACCUCUAGUUCAUAUAGAUUUUCAAACUCCACAAAUAAUUGGUACAUUGUUUGUAAACAAAAGUUCAUAUAGUGGUAAUAAAGGUUAUUCUAACUUGUGAAAACAUUCAAAGUGGAUGACAA
Messenger RNA from Nymphaea colorata (pocket water lily), 1801 nucleotides. RefSeq names its product serine carboxypeptidase-like 2. The record is from RefSeq and is a predicted model, not a curated record. Gene Ontology annotation, molecular function: serine-type carboxypeptidase activity; acyltransferase activity, transferring groups other than amino-acyl groups. Gene Ontology annotation, biological process: secondary metabolic process; proteolysis. Lineage: Eukaryota; Viridiplantae; Streptophyta; Magnoliopsida; Nymphaeales; Nymphaeaceae. Bases 142 to 1560 code for a protein of 472 amino acids. The transcript is spliced from 14 exons.